Molecule: messenger RNA, 6469 nt
Organism: Gilbertella persicaria
Lineage: Eukaryota; Fungi; Mucoromycota; Mucoromycetes; Mucorales; Choanephoraceae
Product: cell morphogenesis N-terminal-domain-containing protein
Exons: 8
Coding region: 54-6458 (2134 amino acids)
Biological process (GO): cell morphogenesis
Cellular component (GO): cell cortex; site of polarized growth
Source: RefSeq, a predicted model, not a curated record
UUUUUUUUUUUCUCUUCUUUUUUUUUUCUUAUACUAGCAACGAAACGGUUACCAUGACAUCACAUUAUGAUACCCCUCAAGAAGCAUCCGUUCAUAGUACACCGCUAUCACUCUCUAGUGCAGACUAUGCACUCAAGGUCAUAUUUAGUCAAUUUGAACAUGUAGCCGAUAAUAAAAUGGCACUCAUCUUAAAUAUGGGUGUGGAUGCCGAUGUCGACCUUAAGAAACUAUUAGGACGUGGUAGUGACGAGAACUUUGAUAAGCUCAUUUGUUCUCUCUCUUCUCUAGCAGUUACACAACAAAGUGCUGUGAUUGAUGCUGUUAUGCGUUGGAGAAAGCUUAAAGUAGAACCCUUGGAUCCAAUGAUUAUUAAACGAGUGAGUGAUUCUGCUCCUUUGUCUCGAAGUAGAGAAAUCCAAUCUGUACUGAAAGAAAGACAAUCGCUUGCUUCUGUAUUUAUAUUAUGUAGAACACUUAUCGAAAUCAUCAAACGACUUACACCUGGCUCAUUACCCGAUGAUCUCGGUGAAAACCUUGAAGAAAUCGUCUUCAAUCAACUCAAAAAAGCAGAUCCUGAUGCUAUCAAGAGAUCAAAAAAUAGAACGGCCAGUAUGGACUUAUUUGCAGAAUUGAUUGGCGAAUUAUCCAACAUUCGAUUUGCUUCUGUCAGUGAUCGAUUUAUUGCCGAACUAGAGAAAUACAACAGCCAGACAAUCAUGAAAGAACGACAAGGACAUAUGGAAAUGCUCAUCAAAGGCAUGCGAUAUCUAAAGAUCAAGAUUUACCCUGUAGACGCAUUAGAGGAAACAGCAGAUUUUUUGUCGAGUUGUGCCAGUUUCUUUAAGAAUGCGCAUGGUGCUAAAGUCAAACAUACUUAUGCUAGACUAUUCACUCAACUAUUGUUGCCUAUUGCUGAAGUCGCUGUAGCAGAAGUCAAUUUCCCUUCUUGGGCAAAAGCAGUGGAUCUUAUGUACCCCCGCGCAUUAAAAAUGACACUCAAGCCAAGGCAUGUCUUGGCAGGCUAUCCUCUUGUCACAACCUUAUUAUGUGUCAGUCGAAAAGAGUUCUUUUUGACCAAUUGGAUGUCUAUACUCGAAAGUUGCUUUCAGAAAUUCAAUAAGGAUAAAUAUACCCGUUCAAUGGCAUUAGGAUGUGUGUCUCGUUUGACAUGGACAUACUUAUUUCGAUGCAUUGAAAGUACACCCAACACAUUCAAGAAACUAGACACAGUCAUCAAGACUAUCUUUCCACCUUUUAGACGCACAGUGUAUCCCUCGGAUACACCUUUGGAUCAUUUUAUACUGAUUACCUAUUUUGCAUUGAUGCGAGAUGUAGACACAGGCACUAAAAAAGUCUUGUUCUAUCUACUCAACACAGAAGCCUCUUCUUCCAGUCAUUCGUCCCAUAGUUGGGAUCUGAUAAACCCAGAACGCAUGAUUAUCGGUCUAUCUGCUUUUCAAAUGAUGUUAUCUGACCUUGAACAAAAUACGGUCAAACCACCUUUUCCUGCUCAAAUUGAUAUGGCUGCAUGCGACCUUCCUUCUUCUACAGCCGAUGUAUUUUCAGGCCCUAUUCGUGCUGUGAAGUCAGACAUGACAGACAAAGUAGAAGAAAUCAUAUCCAAAACACUCACUAGUUUAGACCAGACAUUUGGUCGAUUAUUAGUGUUGGAUGAAAAGAAUAUCAUGAUCCGUACAUCUCAACUAAACAGUACAAACACGCCUACCAGUACAGCCAAUUACUCAGUCCCUAUCUUUACCAACAGUGUAGGGUCUUCCGAUAAUGGACCUCAGAUCCAUCAUGCAUAUACUUCUUUUUCCGUCUCUUAUACCAAAGAUAAACAAGCUUAUUUUGAUGUGAUCAAGACGAUUCUUGACGGUAUGCCUCGUAUGAUGCCUGCAGGUAUUCAGUUGCGUACGAUUAUAGAUAUGUUGUCAAGAUACACAGUGCAUACAGACCCUGAUGUGAUCCAGUCUGCUUCACAGGCCUUGUUGCGCAUUGCAGCGCAGAUCGAUGGUCAGACGGUGGUAGUUGGGUUCUCUCAGUUUAUCUGUAAGAUUGAAGACAAGUUUUCAGAUGUCGUUCAGUCGUUGGCCUAUGGUCCUUUAAACACAACGCAUGCGCAUGGAGGCAUUCUUCAGCUCUAUGUGGACUUGUUGUCGAUCUGGGUAGAUCAGUUAGAGGCUACCUCAGGCCUUGAAAGACCUGUCAAUGCCGAUGCAAGAGGGUCCGUUGAACUCAAUAUUAGUAAAUUAUGGGACUUGAUUAAAGAAACAGAAGCCAAUGGCCUCUUGUAUCUCUGUCAUCAAUCACCCAAUAUACGCCGAUUCGCUGUUCAGAUCUUUCGUAUGGCCUCCAAACUUGCCGACCGUAUUCCUAUCGCUCAAGCGCCCCAACCUACUGAAUGGAAACGUAUGAUUGACAUGCUUGAAAAGAGCGGCAAAGACUUGAUAUCAUCCGACCUUUUGAACGCCACGGCAGAGAUGCGCACACGUAUUGCUCAACACCAACGACGUGCCAUGGACACCAUCUUGAUCCAGCUAGCCGAAAGUGAUCAUGCUGCUGAUAUUGCGAUCUGGAACGCAUGUCUGCCUCAUGUCUUUAAACUCUGUUUUGAGCAUUUUCCAGCCAGUACAGCUGAAUGUCGACAAAAUAUCUGUCAUCGCUUAUUACAGAUCCAGCCGUUCAUUGCUGUCUGGACAGAGACCAUCAAGGCCAGUACAACAGGCACGCUCAGUAUGGCCAAGAGCAACAAUGCGAACCAUAAAGCAGCCAGUCCAGAAACGAUUGAACAAUGGCGUAUCUAUCUCAUCUUUGCCUGUGCGACAGCUGUCCCUGUAGAGAGCUCGAGUCCGUCUAUCACGCUGCCUAUCUGGUCUCAUGUGGGUCGAAAGGGUUCUGUUGGUCUAGAGCGUAUCAGUAACACACGCGACCUGUUUCGCUUGAUUUCACCUUAUUUGACUUGUGAACAGAAACAGAUUCGAGAGAAUGCGAUUGAAGGUCUUGGAAGUAUCAAUGCUAGUGUGUAUCCAGCCUUGAUGCUUGAACUGGAAGGCUAUGUCAAGAUUGUGUUGGACGAUGGUAAACAACGCAACAAUCAAAAGCCAUAUCAAAACAAGCGCAGUAAAAAGAACGACCGGUUACGUAUCUCUAUCAUACAUGUACUUGACUUGACAGCCCAUUGUUUAGCAGACACAGCUUGUGUGAAGAACAAGGACAUCAUGAAUAUCAUCAUGAGCUAUAUCAAAGAAACCAAGUCGUUUCUGGUGGACUCUGAAGUACAGUUGGAAUGGGAAUAUCAACGAUUGCGUAUCUAUCUGUGUGGAUUAGUAGACAAGUUGUAUGAAAACAUUCUCAAGUUGGAUCAAGAUACAACGGCACUAAUGUCCUUUGAGACACGGUUGAGUCUGUAUAAAAUGUUUGAAGAAUGGUGUGGCUAUGGUGUGGCAGCCAAGAUAGCACAACAACGAGAAGCUACCAUGAUACGAGAUGUAUUAGAAUUAUGUAAAGAUCCUAAAGAAAGAGCAGCCAUGACCCAAGUGAUGGAAGAAGAGAGGAAAGCAUUAGAGUCUGCUUCAUUGAGUGCUAUGGCCACUUUAUGUCGUGGUCCCUUGUAUGCGUAUUUAGGACAAAAAAAGGCUAGACAGGCCAUUAUUCAGUUUGAUACUCUAAAUGUGCUCAAGUGGAUUGAUGCUAUUUUUGAAAGUCGUGAUCCUAAAUAUCAUGCUAUAGCCAGGCGUGCACUGGAAGCAGUGAUGAUAUACAACCAGGACCAAAGUGUACUGUUAGAUGAUAUCAUUGAACAAUGUUAUGCAGGUAAUCCUAAACUUGAAUUCACACAGGGUUAUUUCCAAGCACUUGCCAGCAUUGUGACUCAGAUGGAAGACUAUCCAUGUCAUAUUCAUCAAAUCAUGAGCCUGGCUUUGUUCAAGACAGGUGAUGCCAAAAAGUCCAUACGAAAGACAGCCAUUCAGUUGCUGCGUGUGGUUGAAGAGCGUGUGUUUGUGGAUUCCUGUGCGAAAGAAUACGAAAUUGGUAUCACCAGUAGUUUGCCUGCUAUUUACAAACAUACACAAACACUGCUUUCUGCACGUCUUGCAUUGGAUCAUCCUGAACAGACGUACCCUAUGCUUUCAGAAGUCACACAACGGUUUGAACAUAUCAGCACAAACGCUCAACGUGAAGUAUUGACUUACAUGCUGCCAUGGCAUCGUAAAGUGGACUUAAUGGUGGGUCCUCAAGAUACAGAACUGAGUGCUUCUGCCUAUAUGGUCUUGUCCAAUCUGUACUAUAUCACGGUCAAGUUUGGUGAUGUCUGUGUGAAAGAAACAGCAGCUUUAUGGAGCCAAUUAGUAGAUUAUGGUCGAAAUGUACGUGCCAUCAUCAUGUUCUUGCUGGAUAUGGGCCAAGAAUUGCGCAAUCCUUGGUUUCUGAUUCAUGCCAAACGUGUCUUUGUCUGUCUGGGACGCACGCAUGCUUUUUCAACAGUGACAGAAGAAGUCAUUGCUGAAAUCACACCUCGAUCUAUGGUGCCACAGCUCAAAGAUAUCAGCAGCAGACAUGCGCAUGCAUUUCCUCUCUUGUUUGUAGCCGAUACCGAAAAAGUCUUGCCUGACUAUCCCAAGAAACCUGUGUUUUCAAGAGGCCAGUUGGCCAUGGUAUUCUUAGUUGAUUUGGCAAUUGAAGCAGGUGCAGAUUUAGCGCCUCACCUACCGCUCUUGUUGCAUUGUAUCUUUGUUCAAUUGGACCAUUUGACGAGUAUUGUAUGUGAUCAGUCUCGAUGCUUUUUGAUCAACUUGAUUCAUUCGAUUGUGGUAAGACAGUCAAUGGAUUCUGAAGCUUCUCAAAAAGCAUCUGAUAUCAUUCGAUGGCUUGUGGACAAAGAAGGCAAGCGUUUAUGGGCUUAUGAGAACAUCACACCUACGCACCGACGUAUUGCUAGUGCAGAUGAACUCAAGAGUUUAUUACAAAGCGUCGUCCAGGUCUUUUCAUAUGAAGAUCCUGAUUUACGUCAACGCUGGGGAGAGACAGCGCUCAAAUGGGCUACCUGUUGUUCUGUGCGUCAUAUUGCCUGUCGUUCUUUUCAAUGUUUUCGUGCCUUGAUGCCUGCGUUUAAUCAACACAUGCUGGCAGACAUGUUGGCUCGCCUAUCCAACACCAUUGCUGACAAAUCAGAAGAAAUCCGUGGGUUUGCACUUGAGAUCAUCUUGACCUUAACAGAAGUAGCCAAAGCCAUGGACAAGACACAGAUAGAACAGUUUCCUCAGCUCUUUUGGGCAGCUGUGGCAUGUCUCUAUAGUCCUUAUGAAUCAGAACAUUGUGAAGCACUGCUAUUAUUGGAUGUUGUGUUGGAGAAGUAUGGAUUUCAAGCGAACUUGGCAGACAGUUUUCCCAAGAAUUGGUCAAGUGAAUUUGAUGGCUUGCAGCCUUUACUUUUAAAGGGUCUUCAAUUCUCUUCAGCAGAGGCAGACACGUUCAGGAUUCUUCAGUCUAUUUCUUUACAAGAUAAUUUACCCUUGAUUGAUCCUACUGAAACUCGACUGAUGUAUCUUUUGCUCGGCAGUGUUCCUCGUUUAUUACAUGGUCUUGACGACGAGCAUGGUAUGGUGGAUCCUGAAGCAGUCGAACUUGCCAACACACUUGCCAAACUGUUUGAAGACUAUGGCCUGUCUGGCAUUCAACGUAUCAUGACGACCUACCCUAUCCAGAAAUCAAAGUUUCAAGAAGACUUUCUUAAACAGAUUCUCGGUAGUAUGCGUGAUGUUUUUCUAGAGAAAUAUGUUCGAGAAGCCUUUAUGUUUUCACUCAUGAUGGUUAAGAACAAAAUAUUGUCUUAUCGUGAAAAGACAUUGCUUUUGAUUGAAAACCUGAUUCCUUAUGUGACAGGCAAAAUGGUCCGAGUGCCUUCUGUCUCUAUUGAUAUUGUUGCCUUGGAACCUUUAUUGCAACUUGUACCUACAGAAUACUCAGAUCGAGCGCUGGCUAUUUUGAACAGUGGUAUUGAAACUGUCUCUUCUCAAGAAGGCGGUACUAUGUCAGACGAUAAUGAGCUCAUUUGGGGAUCCACCAAUUUUGUAUCAGCAGCCAAUACCACACGCCAUAAUAUCCAUGCUGUUGUGUUCGAAUGCUCUUCAAUUACAAACGAAGCGCCUAUUGAACACAACAUUCAAUUCUCGGUAGAAGACUUUUCGAUGCUUACAGGUGAAGCGCAAGGCAAGAGUCCAGACCUUAGUCGACGACAAGAUCGACCUAUGUUGAGUGAUAUUCCUCUCCAUUUGACAGCAACACCACAUGCAGGUCAAUACGGCGAUGAUUUGAUGAACGCAUUGAAGGAUUUAGAUGAUUUCUUCAAUGAAGAUGGUGAACCUAUUUCUCCCUCAAAUUCAAGUCAUUUGUUUAUGCUUCAGACCACUGAAGAUAUCAGUGGCUCUUUAGGACCAACUACACCUAAUAUAUAAUAAAUAAUGCU